This is a messenger RNA of Penicillium olsonii, 621 nucleotides long. NCBI's taxonomy places the organism in Eukaryota, Fungi, Ascomycota, Eurotiomycetes, Eurotiales, Aspergillaceae. The record is from the annotation of a GenBank genome assembly.
AUGGGGAACUCGAGCAGUUCACCGAAGAUCUCGGCUCAAGAUAGGGCCAUUCUCGACCUCAAGAACCAGCGUGAUAAGCUGCACCAAUACCAACGCCGAAUAACCGUCCUCACUGAUCGUGAGACCGAAAUCGCCAAAGAAUGCCUCGCGCGAAAUGAUCGGCGGCGCGCCUUGCUCGCUCUUCGGCGCAAGAAGUACCAAGAAUCACUGCUUGCAAAGACAGACGGACAGCUCGCGCAACUGGAGCAGCUCACGGGACAAGUAGAGUUUGCGCUGGUUCAGAAGGAUGUGCUGUACGGGCUGCAGCAAGGCACGCAGGUCCUGCAGACCAUCAAUAAAGAGAUGGGUGGUAUUGAGAACGUGGAAAGGCUAAUGGGCGAAUCGGAAGAUGCAAGAGCAUACCAAGAGGUGAGCCAGAUGCUCGCUGGCCAUCUGACGAAUCAAGAUGAAGACGAGGUCGAGGAUGAAUUGGAGGCUCUGCGACGUGAAACUGCUGGACCCGAAGUCCUGCCCGACCCGGUCGUUUUGCCUAGUCCACCCACUGUGAGACCCGAGAGGGCCCAAUCGGAGGAUGAGAGGGUUGAGCCUCAACCCGAGCGGAGAGAGGCUCUACCUGCAUGA